AUUCGAGUUCCGUCCUCCAGACGACAGGGGUUCAUUAAGGGGAGGGGGUAGUUAACCAAGUGGGGGUCAUGCGCGGCCCAUGUGUUUUGCUCUCUGGUAGUAGUCUUUAUUGGUGUCUGGGCUGUUUGUUUUCUAGGGACGUACAUUGGAGUGAGGUUUUUCUAAUAAUUAUAAAUUGAGGAAGGAAAUCUAAGAACAAUCUGGUUCAUGUGUGUUUACCGGCCAUUCUUUCUGUGAUCAAGACAUUUUUAUAGCACCCCUGUAAAAAGGCCGAAAAGAAAAUGAAGUGGCCGGAGGAGAAUUUUUCUGCGAAUCUUCCUAACAUUUGUAGGCUGUGUAUGGCGGAAGGGACUGAAUGCAUGCAACAAAUAUUUGCAGAAUGUGAGCAUGAUGGAGAGAGAUUUCAACUUUCGUCUAGAAUAAAAGCGGUUACGUCCCUGAAGGUGGAGCCUGGAGAUCAGUUACCAGAGCAAGCCUGCCAGCAUUGUGUUGCUCAAAUAAACCGCUGGUAUGAUUUUAAAAUGUUAUGCGAAAGCAGUGAUACAAUUUUGCGGCAACAACUGGGACAUUCAAAUUCUGAUGUGGAAGUUAUAAUGGAUUUUGAUACAGUGGGUGAAUCACUUCAAACGGGUCUGCUAUUUAAUGGUGAUUCCUUCUCAAAUAACCAGCAAGUAGAACCCAUUACAAAUGGUUUCAGUUCUCCCCUUCCAUUUGUUUGCACAUUGUGUGAAGCAAGAUUUUCUCGGAAGAUGCUACUAAAACAGCACAUUGCGGCCCAUUGUGGAGAACCUCCUCAUCCAUGUAACAGAUGUAAUGCAGGCUUUACACAGAAAGUGGAGCUUGUUAAACAUAUGCUCACGCAUUCUCCAGUUCAGCGAGUACCCCAUCGGGUGUAUCGGCCUUCUUUUGCUUGUGCUGUUUGUCAGUGUAGCUUUAGGAGUCCACAGAGCCUUCUACAUCAUCAGACAUCUCAUUCUACUGUGUUCAGAUUUCGGUGUAUAUACUGUUCCCUUGCUUGUAUGAGUACUGUACAGUUGAGAUUUCAUCUUCGGCAACAUCACAAGAACAAAAAAAAAAAAACAAUUGAAAUUUAUUCUUUGCAUGAAAAAUGGGAUUACUUUUGUCUUCAUUCAAAACAAUCAAAAAAUACAAAUUGUUUUAUGGAAUUUAAAGUUUAUAAAUUGAAAUGCUAUAAGACCCAAAAUGUUGUGUGUAUGUCGUACAUGUAUGGAGAACACUCCAUGGAUUCUGGAAAUAUUGGUAUUCAAAAAAGUGAUAGACUGAGUUUUCACUUAUUAACUACUCCCACUUAUUUACACUUCAAACCAUUUUUUCAACUAGUUCAGGAAUUUGAAAGAGGCCAGAAAGAACUAAUUGCCAGUGUUAACCCCUCUGUCAAAAGAAAUUUGACUGUGGAAAACAGAAUUUCAAAUGGCCUCACAACUCUCCAAAUCAUCAUAAGCUCUUCAUCAAUUAGAAAUAAAAUUAUUCUUGAUAUUGAACUGAUAAUUAUUAUCUUACAAAAUAAAUGUCCUCUAUUUUUAUUAUGUGAUAAUAUAUUCAAGAAGCGUGUGUUACCAUGCCAGUUACGCAAGUGGACUCUAAAAGAUGGUUCUGUUUUGAAGAGUGAAAGUGCCAGUGCUGCAUUUCGACUAGUCAUAGUAAAAGAAAUUGUCAUAAGAUUUCAUUCUCCUUUGGAAAGGAAAAGAGAUCUAGGAAUUCAACAGCACAUUCUGAAGAGAGAAAAAAUUCAAUAUUUAAGUUCUUGUUUUAUAAUAUUCAUCUUGCCAAUCUGCAGUGUUCUGCAGCCAAGAUCAUUUAGUUCUUUUAACAAAGAAUAUGGUUACACUACUUUUAUAAUUAGUAUAACCAAAACUACUUAUAAAAGUAUCAUAUCCUUGGCCAUGCGGAAAAUGUCAGGCAUGGCAUCACAGUGGCAU
This is a messenger RNA of Gryllus bimaculatus (two-spotted cricket), 1940 nucleotides long. The record is from the annotation of a GenBank genome assembly. NCBI's taxonomy places the organism in Eukaryota, Metazoa, Arthropoda, Insecta, Orthoptera, Gryllidae.